AUCAGAAAAAUGAAGACAGCCCUACUCUUUCUUUGCAUUUUGGGAAUAGCUUGCGCCUUCUCAGUAAAAAAUUUCCGAAGAAGAUUUAAAUCAGAGGAUUCAGAAGAAAAUGCAGUACUCAAGAACCGAUAUAGGUAUUUCCUUCAUAGAUAUCCCUACCUCUACUCACCUAUGAAAAGAUUCCAGUCUAACAGUGACUCAUCCGAAGAAGGAUAUGGUGGUGAUAGUUCAGAGGAGGAGGAGGAGGAGGAGGAAGAAGAAGCAGGGGGACAGUCAAAUGAAGAAAACAAUGGAGAAAAUGGAGAGGCCACAGAGGCUCCCACUGCACCAGGAACCAAAGAUAAGAAGGGUGUUAGUAAUGCCAAGCCUCCUAAGCAGGUGCCAGUAAGAAAAGAGCCUCUUGCAAAACCUGGGAAAGAAGGAGGCGCCCAAAAGGGCGAAAAGGACAACGCUCCAGAAAAAGGUGGAAAGAAAGAAGAGGAAGAAGAAGACAGUGAUGAAAAUGAGGAAGAAGAAGCAGAGGAAGAAGAGGAGCAAGUUGAUGAGAAUGGGAGUGGCGUUAAUGGGACAAGCACCAACAGCACUGCAGAAGAGAAUGGAAAUGGUGGCAAUGGAGAGGAAGAAGAGGAAGAAGGGGAAGAAAAUGGAGGAACCACUGCCGCUCCCACCACCGUGGUCACCACUGUCAUCCCCAGCACAGAGUACCAAUACGAAACCACCACAGAAGGGCGGUAUAUGACAUCCCCUGAAGAUGUCAACACAGUGGAAUACCCAUGGAGUGAGGAUCCCACCACCACUGCCAUUGAUGAAAAUGUUCACGGUCAAACAGAUUACUAUGGGAGUGAGAAUGGCUACCCCCGGGGAGAUACUUUCAGAACAUAUGAAGAUGAGUAUAGCUACUAUAAAGGGCAUGGGUAUGAUGUUUAUGGCCAAGAUUACUACUACAAUCAGUGAAGACAAUGAGCCAUCUCUUGGCAUGGUUAAUAAUAGUGUAUUGCAUGGCAGUUGUUCACAAAUGUUUACUCAGGAAGAUGCAUCACAAUAUAACAUGAUGCUUGUUAAGCAAGAUAGAAGAUUAAUAUUUGGCAUUAUUGCUAACUAUGAAAAUGUGCUACUUUUGUCUGUUUUGAAAUGUGCUUUUGAGCAGUAUUCACCUAUCCAUUGUGGACUUUUGUAGGGUUUGUAGAUGAUGAUGAUGAUGACGAUUUUUUGUAAUAUAAUGUUGCAGAUGAAGAUGAUGUGUCAAAUGGAAUUAUGAUCAAACUGAAGUUUGUGGCAUUCUGUAUUUGCGCCAUCCGUGUGUUUAAAUUAAAGCCAAGAUGAGUUGUGAAACAGUGUACAGAUUGGAUUUGCUUUAAGGAAAAAUAAAGAAGAAUUACAUAGCCAAACUAA
Elgaria multicarinata webbii is the source of this 1392-nucleotide messenger RNA. It is a transcript of the gene IBSP, whose product is annotated as integrin binding sialoprotein. The record is from RefSeq and is a predicted model, not a curated record. Gene Ontology annotation, cellular component: extracellular region. The transcript has 7 exons. Gene Ontology annotation, biological process: extracellular matrix organization; cell adhesion; ossification. Bases 10 to 954 code for a protein of 314 amino acids. NCBI's taxonomy places the organism in Eukaryota, Metazoa, Chordata, Lepidosauria, Squamata, Anguidae.